UAAAGAGCAGCCACUUUUCUUCUCUUCUCAUCUCUUUGUCUUCUAUUCAUCUCUUUGUCUUCUCUCUUUUUGUUGAAUAUUUCACAUGAUAUCAAGAGCUUGGUUUCAUCUAUUGCAUCAAAUUGGUACCCAAUUAGCCAAGUAUGAAACAACGAAGGAAGUUUGGGACCAUCUUGCAAGAUUGUAUACUCAGUCUAAUUUUGUAAAGCAAUAUCAAUCAUAUAUUAGAGCUCUUGAACAGAAAGAUAUAAGUAUUCAAGAGUUCUAUUCAGUUAUGACAAAUCUUUGGGAUCAGUUGGCACUUACCGAAUCUGCAGAGCUACGAGCUUUUGCACCUUAUAUUGCUCGUAGGGAGGAACAACGAUUGGUUCAAUUUUUAAUGGCACUUCGUGGUGACAUUGAGGGACUUCGUGGCUCUAUUUUUCAUCAUACUUCACUUCCUUCAGUUGAUUCAGUAGUCAGUGAGUUGUUGGCAUAUGAAAUUCUUCUUAAGUCUCAACUAGGAAAAGGUAUCCUCACAGCACCCAGUCCUUCUGUUUUGGUAGUUCCUCCUAGAUCUUUUACUCACAAUGAGAAUAAACCUCACAGAAAAGUUGGGGUUGAUGAAUGCAAUUUUUUCAAACAAAAGGGUCACUGGAAAAAUCAGUGUCCUAAGCUAGUAAACCGUGCACCUCAGCAACAAAGACAUCAUUUCAGACCUCCUCAUCAUGGUAACCAACAUCAAUUGAGUAAUCAGCUGCCUCAUUAUGGUAAUCAACCACAUUUUGGCAACCAAUCACAAUCUAGACCAUACCAUCCACCACAAUUUAAUGUUGCUGCUACUUUACCUCCAUCUGACUCGUAUGAUUUUGGAUCCUCAUCCUCCAACUCUGCACUUGCUGCCCUCUCAGAACAGUUUCAGAAGUUUCUUACCAUGCAGUCGCAUGCCAUGUCUGUCUAUUCUUCGAUAGGUCAGCCCCCUACUAGCACUUGAGGUAUGACCUCCUCUACAUGGAUUUUAGAUUCUGGAGCUUCGCACCAUAUCUCUUUGCAUUCGAAAUCUUUUGUUUCUUUGUGUCCUACAUCAUCUAUUCCUGUCAUGACUG
This is a messenger RNA of Humulus lupulus (European hop), 1085 nucleotides long. RefSeq lists its product as uncharacterized. The coding region runs from base 86 to 973 and encodes 295 amino acids. Gene Ontology annotation, molecular function: nucleic acid binding; zinc ion binding. The record is from RefSeq and is a predicted model, not a curated record. The transcript is spliced from 2 exons. NCBI's taxonomy places the organism in Eukaryota, Viridiplantae, Streptophyta, Magnoliopsida, Rosales, Cannabaceae.